UUAAUACACGUAAAACGAAACACGAGGAACUUUAGCGGAAAAACAAAAUACAAUUUGUUUACUAUAAAGUUUAAAUGAAGAAAUUAUGGUAGUUGUAUUUCAUAUGUUCUUCAAAGGAAAUUAUAUUCGAAUUUCACAGGACAAAAUGGUUGGAGUUGUUGUUACUUUUGAAUGUGUGGUUGAUAUUUGAUUAAAAUAUUUAUUUCUUUCACAAAUAAAUAUAAAUAUAUCGACAUGUCAUUGGAAAAAUAGAUGUCUUACAAAUUCUUUUAUCCCUUAAUAAGCUUCAUAGAAUGAACGAACCACGGACGAUUGUAAAAUCACUAAAAAUUGCGAAUAUUCCAAGAUAUUCCAAGUAAUUGGUAAAUAGGUAACUAUAUUAACCUGUUGGACGUCUGUCUUUCUCCCUAGUCCGGAGCUUUUCCGAAUGCACCUGUCAAACGUGUUUUAAAAGCUACCUUUAUGUAGAAAAAUGUGUUUCCAGCAGCGUCUCUCAUUCGUUUAACGAGAUGUCGGAUUCGAAUUCGCCGAAAACAGAUGCAAGCAGCCUAAGCCUCUCGGGUAACUUGCGACAAUUUCGAUUCCAAAAGAAACAACUGAAACCAUUAAACAUGUCGGAUGAUGAUAGCAAUCAUGUUGGAUCUGAUAUACAAUUUCGACGUAAGGCAGUGAAUGUAAUUGAAGAUAGUGAUAGUGAUGCAGGCAGUCCUUCUAAAAAUAUAGGUUCUUCGGAUCGCAAAGACAAGGAAGUGCAUGGUAAUACAAAUUGGAAUAGUGAUGAUGGCGAAGAAAUGGUCAGAAAUAAGAGAAAGAGGAACUUCAAAGAGCCUCCUAGGGGCAUGAAGAAAAAGAGAAGAAAAUAUAAUAGAGAAGAGGAUGUAGAUAUUGAUUCAGAUGAAGAAAGUUUCAAUAAAGAAAAAGUAUUUGAUAGCGAUGAAGAUUCAGAUAUAGAAAUAUCUAAUGAGCUUACCAAUGAUAAGAAAGCAGUUUUAGAAUUUAUGCAGACUUCUCUUCCAUCGGAAUUGCUUUUAAUGUCUCAGUGUUCUCAAAAAAAAGCAACUGCCAUUAUACAAGCAAGACCAUUUGAGAACUGGAGGGACUUAGUUCAAAAGUUCCAAAAUAAUAAAUAUUUAGAUACAGAACUGUUGAAUUCAGCUCAAGAAUUACUGGCCACAAGACACGCAGUGGAAACUUUGAUGAAGAAAUGCCUUCGUUUGUCUUCAAACAUAGAGAAAGCUGUAGCUGCAGGUGUUUCAGCUAUCACAAAGCAGCCAAAAGAAUUAUCAUCAAAUUUAACAUUAGCUCCAUAUCAAAUGGUUGGUUUAAAUUGGCUGGCUGUGAUGCAUGCACAGAAUGUGAAUGGUAUACUAGCAGAUGAGAUGGGUUUAGGAAAAACAGUACAAGUGAUAUCCUUCCUCACAUAUUUGAAGGAAGCUGGCCUCAGAGGUGAAAAAGAUGGGCCCCAUUUAAUAGUUGUCCCUAGCUCAACAAUGGAAAAUUGGAACAAUGAGUUGGAAAGGUGGUCACCUGGCUUAAAGGUUGUACAAUAUUAUGGUUCCCAAGAAGAAAGGAAAGAGAUGAGACUUGGGUGGCGAAAUGGUGAUCUAGACGACGUUGAUGUUUUGUUAACCACGUAUAAUUUGAUUAGCAGCACACCAGAAGAACGGAGACUAUUCCGAGUUAUGCCAAUUGAUUACGUUGUUUUUGAUGAGGCUCACAUGUUGAAAAAUAUGAGCACUAUUAGAUACGAGAAUCUCGUUAGAAUUAAUGCGAAACAUCGAAUUCUGUUAACUGGUACUCCCUUACAAAACAAUUUAUUGGAAUUAAUGUCGCUUUUAAUAUUCGUAAUGCCGUCGUUAUUUGCUGGAAAACAAGCCGAUUUAAAGAGUCUGUUUUCAAAAAAUCCAAAAGUACCAUCAGUAAAAAACAACAGCGAAAAACCGUUGUUCGAACAAGAACAAGUUAAAAAUGCGAAACAAAUCAUGAAACCUUUCGUGCUCCGCCGUUUGAAGUCUGAAGUUCUCCGAGAUUUGCCUCAGAAAACUGAUCGCGUGAUAAGAGUUCCAAUGACGGAAAAACAAAACAAAAUGUACAGAAACUUAAUAGCUGAAUUUUCAGCGGAAGCUGAUCAAAGCUCGCAAGUGAACGGUAUAGGGAUGAUGAUGCAAUUGAGAAAGCUGGCCAAUCAUCCGUUGCUAGUGCGAGAUUAUUACAAUGAAUCCAAGUUAAAAGUAAUAGCAAGUAGGCUGGCAAAGGAACAUGGGUACAAACAGAAGAAUCCAGAUUAUGUGUUCGAAGAUUUGCAGUGCAUGUCUGACUAUCAGAUCAAUCAAUUAACAAGAACAUACAAAAGUUUAGCUGGAUUAGGUUUACCACAAGAACUCAUUCCUGAAGCUGGAAAAUUAAAAGUAUUAGAUGAGUUACUGCCAAAACUGAAAGAAGAAGGACAUAGAGUGUUAAUUUUCAGUCAAUUUACAAUGGUACUGGACAUCCUAGAAGAAUAUCUAACGAUUAGAGGAAAAUCAUAUUUAAGAUUAGAUGGAAGUACACCUGUAACAGAUAGACAAUUUUUAAUAAAUCAAUAUACCGAAGAUGAAAGUAUAUUUAUAUUUUUAUUAUCUACAAAAGCUGGAGGCUUAGGGAUCAAUUUAACAACUGCAGAUACUGUUAUAAUUCAUGAUAUUGAUUUUAAUCCAUAUAAUGAUAAGCAAGCGGAAGAUCGUUGCCAUAGAGUAGGCCAGACGAGACCAGUUAGUAUAGUUAGAUUAUUAUGCGAAGAUACUAUAGAGGAAGGCAUGUAUGAGGUUGCACAGGAUAAAUUGCAUCUUGAAGAACAGAUUACACGUAAUGAAGAAAACGAGAGCACGGACAAAAAGAGUGUACUGAAGCUACUUAAAAUGACGUUGGGUCUGGAUCAUAAUAGAUCUUUGUCGUUAACUCCAACAAAAAAUGCAAAAACUAGUAACGGGGCAUUAAACAACGAACCGGAGAGCGAUAUAGAAUUCUAAAAGUAAUCUCAUACUGGAACAUAUUUUUUACUAGUUGGAAAAUCAACGUCAUUUUUAUAUAUCUGUUCUUACACUUUGUGAUAAAGUACUGUCGCAAUUGCACAAAGAACGUUUAACCCGAAAAUUCGUCCCAUGUGUUUCUUUAACAAUUAUGCACGUGAAAUUAUUUACGAGCAAUUCUCUAAUUAACUGUAUUUGGGAAUUAACUCCAUGAAUUCUUUCCAUAUUAUUUUGUACAUCACAUGCUAAACUAUUCUUGUAUUUAUAUGGGUAUCUAUUUAGAUGUUUUUAAUUACAAUUCAAUUAUAAUUUUUUUUUGUGUGUUGUGUAUACGUUGAAAUAUUUAAUUGUAUAAGCACUAGGUAAAUAUUGAAGACUGCACAUUGUUCACGAAUAUACAUGGAAAGGGGAUGAAAAUUGAACAUAGACAACAACAAAUUUCUGAUACAAGUAGUUGCAUAAUGUGAAUAAUGUGUUGAAAUAUAUAUAUUUAUUUGAUAUUAUUGUACACAGACAUUCCUCUCGAGAUUAUUUGAUCAAUGUACAAAACCAUUGACGGUGUGCACCGUUUAUCGGAGUUAAUUUAUUUACAUGUAAUGCAUUUCUACUAGAAUUCCAUUAAGGUUUGUCACAUAAAAAGAAUGCUACUACUAGACAAGAUUUACAAGGUUAACGUAUUUAAGAAUUUAUGAUCAGGUGUUAAUAAUACUGAUGAAAAACAUUUCAAAAUACAAUAAAAAUUUUGUAAUACAUGCUUUGUAAUUAUUGUAAUUGUUCAACGAUUGAAUUAUUAUAAAGUGAAUACAAAAUUAAGAAAUUAAAUUUUAACUAAUUCGUAAUACGUGCUCCUCAUUCUUUUAUGCGCCACUCGAAAGUACAACAAUCUUAUUUCGUACAUUACACAGAUUGGCCAUCUAAUUUUCCAUAAAAAUGGAAUAUUCCACGUAAAAAACAAUAUCUUAAUGCAAUAGUAAAUUUCAAUCUCUCCAAAUUUGAUUAAGUAAAUAUUUUUCUUUCCAUUUGUAGCAAAUAU
Messenger RNA from Nomia melanderi (Alkali bee), 4041 nucleotides. It is a transcript of the gene Etl1, whose product is annotated as SWI/SNF-related, matrix-associated actin-dependent regulator of chromatin, subfamily a, containing DEAD/H box 1. NCBI's taxonomy places the organism in Eukaryota, Metazoa, Arthropoda, Insecta, Hymenoptera, Halictidae. The record is from RefSeq and is a predicted model, not a curated record. Gene Ontology annotation, molecular function: ATP binding.